AUGCGGAGCCGGGAUACGGGCGCGAGCUUCGCAGCCCGGAGGGGACACCUUCCACAAUUGUCGAUAAGUGAUGAAAGCCACCAUGUCACCGAAACGAUCGGCUACCUAUAUGAUGACGACCUCGAACAAGAUUCACGGAAUCAGCCAUCCUAUUCGCACCAACAUGCAAAUUCCCAUCCGCAAGUUACAGUCAAUGGCGUGCAGCCGGAGGAGGGUAUAAUCCCAAGAAGAACUUCCGAACCGAGGAAGCAAUUGCAAUAUAGAGAUAUGUCAAACGAUAGUGCUCUCACACAACCAAACGGGAUCUCUCGAGGGUCCUCGACAAAGGGUCACUCGUUGGAUCAUCAUCACACGUCUCCUUCACCGCCCACCGGCUCAAGAGAUCGAUCACCAUCUGAUACCGCCACCUCACAUUUCCCUCUGAAUGAUAUUGACUAUGAGUCCAGCCCGGCGGCAGUGGCGCAAGAGUUGAGUAAUUUACAAGCCCUGAGGAGGAUGUCCAUGAGUGUGGGCGCCACCGAUGAUCCGGACCUCCCGCAACUCAGUGCCGCUGGUAUGCCCAGUGCACCCUCCGCAACCUCGAGCGAAGAUGACUCUUCAAGAUUAUUCUGGGUGCCGGCUCGUUUGCAUCCAGAGUUGGCACCGAAAGAAUUCAAGACGUUUCUGGAGGGCAAAGCAGAGCAAAUAAGGAGAAGGUCUGGAGAGUUGUCCGCUUUUACCACUCCGUCGUCCUCGAGAUCGAGCUCGUUGAGUGUUGAAAGCGGAAGUAGUGGUUUACGUCGAAAGAAAUCAAUGCUAUCUCGCCAGAUUGACAGCUCUGUUGGAUAUCAGGAUGGAGCAGACCGGCUGGAAAGGAAGAGAUCACAAUCAAGACGAGCCGCCCCACCGGAUCCAAAUUUGCAAGAGUUAGAAACCUUGGUCGCCAACACUGCAGGUCUUUCAAAUUCCAACUUGGAAAGUCAUCCCGAAGAUGAUACCGGCGAUAUCAUCCUUCCGUCCGUACCAGGGUCCAGUCUGAAGAGAUCUACCAGGACGACCUACAGACGUGGUGGGAGUGUGAAAGGAAGAGGAGAUCGCGGAACCUAUGCUCAAAGAGCGGCCAGAAGAGCCGCUGCCGGAAGUCCUUCGGGCAGCAGACCUGAAUCACCAGAGACCAAUGUCCCCGCGAUACCUCCCCUCCCAAACUUUACGUCUGUGGAUGUUUCCAAUUUAGCACAAACAUUGAAAGAUCCCUCAGGUUCGUCGGGCGUCGGAAAAACAGCCGCCACCACAAACUUUUCCAGACCUGCAGGCCGCGAAGCAUCAUCAUCUUCCGCCAGCCUGAGUUCAUCCGUACCAACAACUUUUGACUCCAUCUUCGGUAAUGAUGAAGAGGCAAAGAGAUCAAGCACAACAAGUAUGCCUGAGAUACGGAAAGCACCUCCAUCAAAAUCCCCCCCACCCACAAUUACUGCCUUCGAGCGAAAACCCGUUCCCCAGAUUAUAGAAGUUCCGCCACCAGAAGAGAACCAGGGACCUGUUCAGCCGCCACGGUCCUCAUCGAUGCAAUCGACCACUCCAUCUGGACAACGACCUGUACGGCACCCCGAAAGAGUGUCAUCCAGAGAGGACAGAAGCAUAGCUAUCUCUCCUCAAAGACCCCCUAUGUCAUCCAAGCAAUCUGUGCCCACGGCCACAGGCCGGCCUUCCACCCCAUCAAACAAUAUGCCACCGCAACCGAGGCCCUCACAAAGCCUUGAACAGCCAUCUCCGCUCCCUGGGAACGACACGAAUACGAGCAAUUUAUCGUUCAUCCCCACGCUCACCGUUGACAAACGAGCUGAUCAUAAGAAAAAAGAAGAAAGCAAAAAGUCCGGUUGGAGUUGGCUAUUAGGCAAAGAAGAUGGUGAUAAGGAGAGGCCAGAAAAACCAAAGGCAAAAAUCUCUAAGCCUCCUCAACAACAUGAUAACGCUAGACUUGAUGUUCUGCAGACAUCGAUUGAUGGUGUCAGAGGAAGGGAGAGCAUUGUCUUGGAUCGAGACAACCUCAAACUCGAGGAAGAGCGCAAGAAGGAGAGCCAACGAAAAGCAUCAGGCAAUGAGACCAAAAAGGAAAAAGAAGGCUUGUUUUCGUCAAUCUUUGGCGGAAAGAAAGCCAAGGGAGAUAAAGAAAGCCACUCAAAGAAACAUCGGGAUCGUGGUCUAUCACCUGAACCGCCCUAUCGAGAACUGAAACCCGACAUCGACUAUAACUGGACUCGGUUUUCGAUCCUUGAAGAAAGAGCGAUCUACCGUAUGGCACAUAUCAAACUUGCCAAUCCCCGCCGGGCUCUUUACUCCCAGGUGCUGCUGAGCAAUUUUAUGUACAGUUAUUUGGCCAAAGUCCAACAGAUGCACCCACAAAUGAAUUUACCAACCAGUGCUAAGCAGCAACGCAAGCAGCAGCAAAAAGAUCCACAACCGGAAGAAUUUGCGCAGUAUCAACGGUAUCAACAGCAACAAGCUGCUGAGCAGCAACAGUACGCAUCUCAGCAGGAUGAAUCCUCUGGUUACGAAUAUGAAACUGCCAGCCAAAGGCCAAGCUCAAGAGGUAGCAAACACUCGGUGGAAAGUAAUGGAUCUUCGUACAGCGGUGGAUACAAUCAGUAUCACCACAACAAUCAACAACAGCAACAACAGCCGGGACCACACGGAUCCCAACUGCACGACGAUGACGAUGACAUACAAAACAAUGCCCUCCUCAGUUCAUUAUCUCAAAAGACCUCAGCCCUCAAACAUGUCACGCUCGACAUCUAUGGCAAUGCCCGCUCGCAAGAAACACUGGAUAACACCAAUGAAAUCUUCAGCAAUAUGAGCACGGGUAUACGUGGGUCUGCGGGCAGAUUGACGCGCAUGGCGAGACAGGGUGAUAAGAUGGCAGUUCUGAAGUUGGCGGGGAUUAUUAUUGUGGUGUUACUGGCAGUUUAUUGGAUCGGUGGGUGGAUUUUGGGGUUGAUUUUUGGGAGAUAA
Molecule: messenger RNA, 2988 nt
Organism: Rhinocladiella mackenziei CBS 650.93
Lineage: Eukaryota; Fungi; Ascomycota; Eurotiomycetes; Chaetothyriales; Herpotrichiellaceae
Exons: 3
Coding region: 1-2988 (995 amino acids)
Biological process (GO): positive regulation of G2/M transition of mitotic cell cycle; establishment of cell polarity
Cellular component (GO): cell septum; cytoplasm
Source: RefSeq, a predicted model, not a curated record